AUGUCGUGGGCAGUGGUUGCUGUGGCGUGGUGGCUCAUGGUAUGGAUGCGGCCAGUGCACGCGUCGCAGUUUGCAUGUGAUAAGAUCAUGGUGAAUUCUGGCGCGCAUGUCUUGGACCUGAGCCCUGAAUUCGAGAAAGGCCCCAUCACUGCAGGCUGGUCACGAGCGACGCCACCGUCGACGACAAUUUCCAAUGUAACAAUGGACUUGUGCAAGCCACUGCCUCAGUUGAAACAGUUGGAUAAAGAGGAUCAGUGCCCAUACCCGACGAAUGCAUGCAUGACAGUUACGAGUCGGCGAGGCAAGCAGGACCAGAUUGUGCAAGUGGUGCCGGUAGCAGGGACAGGCGAGGGACUUCGGCUACUAGACACAGCAUCGAAUCCGGAUGAGACACUCGACGUUGAAUUGCAAUUCCAGGGUCGCGUAUGGGCUGAGAGAGAGCAGACGAUGUACCUGCGGGUGCUGUGUGGCGCUUAUUCGCAGUUGGAGAUAAAAGCGUAUGAUCCGGACGCUGGCGAACUUCAACUGCAAUGGAAUACACCACAAGCGUGUUUCAACGCCCGACGUAAACCAGCUCAGAAACAACGUCGUACCGGUUACUUCUCGCUAUGGUGGUUUAUGAUCUUUGUUGCCUUGAUGUACCUCGGUGUGGGUAUGUGGUACAACCACCAUCAAUAUGGAGCGACAGGCUGGGACCUGCUUCCCCAUCGUGAUAUGUGGCGCGAACUGCCAUACGUUGCAAGUGAUUUUUGGCGUCAUGUCUCGCGAACAUGGCAAGGUAGCACGUCCGUGGGUGGCAAUAUGGCCACAGGACGCUAUGGGUAUGAGCCCGUGUAG
Malassezia globosa CBS 7966 is the source of this 837-nucleotide messenger RNA. RefSeq lists its product as uncharacterized. The record is from RefSeq and is a predicted model, not a curated record. The transcript has 3 exons. NCBI's taxonomy places the organism in Eukaryota, Fungi, Basidiomycota, Malasseziomycetes, Malasseziales, Malasseziaceae. Bases 1 to 837 code for a protein of 278 amino acids.